This is a messenger RNA of Tripterygium wilfordii, 2724 nucleotides long. Its product is annotated as ATP-dependent zinc metalloprotease FTSH 4, mitochondrial-like. Gene Ontology annotation, biological process: proteolysis. Gene Ontology annotation, cellular component: chloroplast thylakoid; membrane. The coding region runs from base 194 to 2338 and encodes 714 amino acids. The transcript is spliced from 7 exons. NCBI's taxonomy places the organism in Eukaryota, Viridiplantae, Streptophyta, Magnoliopsida, Celastrales, Celastraceae. The record is from RefSeq and is a predicted model, not a curated record. Gene Ontology annotation, molecular function: metalloendopeptidase activity; ATP hydrolysis activity; ATP-dependent peptidase activity.
GGACAACUAGCAUCGCAGACGCGACCUCGCCUAUCCAUGUUUCUUUCUAUAAGCUUCGAUUUUCUUCCCUAUCAAAAAUUCCUCUCACCGACUCCACGUCGCCUGCGUAAGAUAGGAGGGGAAGGGAUAAGGUUUGUGCCGAGACUUACAUUUUGGGAAGAUCGCAACCUUUUCUGACGGUUCUCGACAAACCAUGGCUUGGAUGCGCCUCAUCGCACAGGUCUCAAGGCAUCAACCAGAGCUGAGGCAAUUUAAAGGUUUGCUUAUCAAUACUUAUUCUCCUGUUAGCAAGUUUGGACUUCAAGGGAAUGGGCUUCUAAAUGCCCAACGGAGGUUCCAGUCGAGCUAUGUUGGCAGUUUCACUCGCAGGGUGCGUGAUGCAGAUGAAGCUACCGAAGUUUCCUAUCUUAAAGAACUUUACCAUCGAAAUGAUCCAGAGGAGGUGAUAAGACUAUUUGAAAGUCAGCCAUCACUGCAUUCAAACCCUUCAGCACUUUCUGAAUAUGUUAAAGCCUUGGUAAGGGUGAAUAGGCUAGAUGACAGUGAGUUGCUGAAGACCUUACAGAGAGGUCUUGCCAACGUUGCAAGAAAUGAAGAUAGUGUAGGAGGCCUUGCCGCUUUUAAGAAUAUGGGGAAACCCACGAAGGGUGGGAUUCUUGGAACUGUUGAUACUCCAAUUCAUAUGGUGGCUUCAGAAGGAAGUAAUUUUAAAGAGCAGCUGUGGCGUACAGUUCGCUAUAUAGCACUAUCAUUUCUGGUGAUAUCUGGUAUAGGAGCGCUUAUUGAGGAUAGAGGGAUCGGUAAAGGACUUGGUCUAAAAUUGAAUGAAGAGGUGCAACCUAGCAUGGAAUCCAAUACAAAAUUUAGUGAUGUUAAGGGUGUUGAUGAAGCAAAGGCUGAGCUGGAAGAAAUUGUCCACUAUCUCCGAGAUCCUAAGCGGUUCACUCGUUUGGGUGGCAAGCUUCCAAAAGGUGUCUUGCUCGUAGGCCCACCUGGCACUGGGAAGACCAUGUUAGCCAGAGCCAUUGCUGGAGAAGCCGGAGUUCCUUUCUUUUCGUGCAGUGGCAGUGAGUUUGAGGAGAUGUUUGUUGGAGUUGGAGCUCGGAGGGUGAGAGAUCUUUUCUCUGCUGCAAAGAAGCAAUCACCUUGUAUAAUAUUUAUUGAUGAGAUAGAUGCCAUAGGAGGAAGCCGUAAUCCGAAGGACCAGCAAUACAUGAAGAUGACUUUGAACCAGUUGCUUGUGGAACUGGAUGGAUUUAAGCAGAAUGAGGGCAUCAUUGUCAUAGCUGCUACAAAUUUUCCAGAAUCACUGGACAAAGCUCUGGUGAGACCUGGGCGGUUUGACCGCCAUAUUGUUGUUCCUAAUCCUGAUGUAGAAGGGCGGAGACAGAUUUUGGAAUCCCACAUGUCAAAGGUAUUGAAGGGAGAUGAUAUUGAUUUGAUGAUCAUUGCAAGAGGGACUCCUGGGUUUUCAGGUGCUGAUCUUGCGAAUCUAAUUAACAUUGGCGCUCUGAAGGCUGCAAUGGAUGGUGCUAAAGCAGUAACGAUGGCUGACCUAGAGUAUGCGAAGGACAAGAUCAUGAUGGGAAGUGAACGCAAGUCUGCUGUCAUCUCAGAUGAGUCACGGAGGCUCACAGCUUUCCAUGAGGGUGGCCACGCUCUUGUGGCUAUCCACACUGAUGGGGCGCUCCCAGUUCACAAAGCAACAAUAGUUCCCAGAGGAAUUUCCCUUGGCAUGGUUGCCCAACUGCCUGAGAAGGACGAGACAAGUGUUUCCCGGAAGCAGAUGCUUGCCCGGCUUGAUGUUUGCAUGGGGGGUCGGGUUGCUGAAGAGCUCAUCUUCGGUGAGAAUGAAGUUACCUCAGGUGCGUCCUCUGAUCUCCAGCAGGCUACUAAUCUUGCGAGAGCCAUGGUUACCAAGUAUGGCAUGAGUAGAGAAAUUGGGCCUGUCGCUCACAACUAUGAUGAAAAUGGAAAGAGCAUGAGCACUGAGACUCGGCUUCUUAUAGAGAAAGAGGUGCAGCACUUGCUAGAAAGGGCAUACAAUAAUGCAAAAACCAUUCUUACCACACAUAGCAAGGAGCAUCAUGCACUUGCAAAUGCUUUGCUUGAGCUCGAGACACUUAGUGGAAGUCAGAUCAAGGAUCUACUUGCCCAAGUCAACUCACAGAAACAGAUGCAACCACAACAUCAACAGGUAGUUGCAUCUCAGAGCGGUUCACAGUCGAACCCGGUGCCUCCCUCAACUGCUAAUCCAGCUGGCGCUGCCGCCGCCGCCGCAGUAGCUGCUGCAACAGCAGCAGCCAAAUCCACAGGCAUUGCUCCUGUUGGGUCUUAGCAUGAAUGAGGUCGGUAAGUGGUAACACCUUUUGAUUAAGUGGUCGUUUAACUCCUAUUUGCAUGCAGUUGUUGAUCUAGGAAGUCUGUCUCUAUGAAAGGAUUGUAAUUAAUUGCUGCCAGUAAGGUUCUAUAUAAGUUCUACAAUUGAGUUCUAAAUUGGCCAAGAAAGCUGUCCAUGAAAUUCGCGGCACUAGCAGAACCAUUCGGGGUCUAGAUGUUAUUUUUAGCGGACUGGGAAUUUUCCAAAAUUGUUGGUUUGUUUACACUUUACAGUCAUUUUUGGUUCGUUGUAUCUUUGUUCUUGGCUGCUUUGGUUUAAAGAAUAAUGUGACAUUGAUUUUUAUUAGAGCUGGAAAUGAUAGUUGCUUCGCCCCCUUUAUUUCU